AUGAAUAAAGAUUCAGGGAAGAAGGAUAAAAGUGACUGUACUUCCAAUCAGAAGGAAGAAGCGCAAAGUUCCAGCGCGACACAUCCAAGUGCAGUGGAAAGUAACACAAAAAAUAACAAGCCUACAAGAAGCCUCAGCCCCGACCAUCAGCCCCCCGGCAAGAGAAGGGUUUCUGAGGUGGCUGGACCCUCUAAAAGAAGCCCCGACCAUCAGCCCCCCGGCAAGAGAGGGGUUUCUGAGGUGGCAGGACCCUCUAAAAGAAGCCCCAGCCCCGACCAUCAGCCCCCCGGCAAGAGAAGGGUUUCUGAGGUGGCCGGACCCUCUACAAGAAGCCUCAGCCCCGACCAUCAGCCCCCCGGCAAGAAGGGAAGGGUUUCUGAGGUGGCUGGACCCUCUACAAGAAGCCUCAGCCCCGACCAUCAGCCCCCCGGCAAGAAGAGAAGGGUUUCUGAGGUGGCCGGACCCUCUAAAAGAAACCUCAGCCCCGACCAUCAGCCCCCCGGCAAGAGGAGAAGGGUUUCUGAGGUGGCUGGACCCUCUAAAAGAAGCCCCAGCCCCGACCAUCAGUCCCCCGGCAAGAGGGGAAGGGUUUCUGAGGUGGCUGGACCCUCUAAAAGAAGCCUCAGCCCCGACCAUCAGCCCCCCGGCAAGAGAACAAGGGUUUCUGAGGUGGCUGGACCCUCUAAAAGAAGCCUCAGCCCCGACCAUCAGCCCCCCGGCAAGAGGAGAGAGGUUUCUGAGGUGGCUGGACCCUCUACAAGAAGCCUCAGCCCCGACCAUCAGCCCCCCGGCAAGAGGAGAAGGGUUUCUGAGGUGGCUGGACCCUCUACAAGAAGCCCCGACCAUCAGCCCCCCGGCAAGAGAAGGGUUUCUGAGGUGGCUGGACCCUCUAAAAGAAGCCUCAGCCCCGACCAUCAGCCCCCCGGCAAGAGGACAAGGGUUUCUGAGGUGGCUGGACCCUCUACAAGCUAUGACAAUGAAGAAAAGACAGUGAGAGUAGCAAAGAGGAAAGCCAGGGAGGACGGAGAUAGACCAAAAAAACGAGCCAUGCGUGUGGAUCUUCUGAGACUUGUGUUGGACCAAGACGUUGCUUCCUCCUCAAUGGACACUGGUGGACGUAGUCAUGUAAAAACUGACGCUAUUCCUGAGGGGGAUAAAGGGAAGAAAAUGGCCAAGAGGAAGGCCGACGAUGAGGAUGCUGAAGAAACAUCAGGCAGGAAGAAGAAGAAGAACAAGCCAGAGACCCAACAGGACCCAACAAGCUCACCAAGAGAUGAGUUUCAGGAGAAAUAUGAGCAGCAGGGUCUGCUCGGGGAAGGAGGCUGUGGGUCUGUGUUUGCUGGGUACCGGAAGUCCGAUAAUUUACAGGUGGCUAUCAAACACAUCCCAAACGACAGGGUGUUCUGCAAACAUAAAGGCCAGGAUGGGAGGCAGGUUUCUGUGGAGGUGGCUGCAAUGCUGAAGCUCCAGGAAGCAAGUUCAGGUUCAGCAGGACAGUCAGCACCCGUGUCCCUGCUGGACUGGUAUGAACUGGAUCAGGAGUUGAUUCUGGUCAUGGAGAGACCAAUGCCUUCAGAAGACCUCUGGACCUACUUGGAGAACCACGGAGGUCGGCUGGAGGAGGAGGAGGCCAGAAUCAUCCUGAAACAGCUGCUGGAUGCAGCGGUACAUCUUCAGGCAAAUAACAUCUUCCACAGAGAUAUCAAGCUAGCAAACAUCCUGAUAGAGACUGGUGCAACUGUCCCACGAGUUCGCCUCAUAGACUUUGGGUUGAGUUGCUUCUACACGCGAAGAUCUCGCUAUAGAAUCUUCUGCGGCACCACUACUCACACCCCUCCGGAGUGGUUUACUAAAAAUACGUACACCGCUGGACCUACAACCACAUGGCAGAUGGGAGUGGUCCUGUAUGAUACUCUCCACAACACAGACUUCUCAUCCGACGAUUACCUCAAACACUUGAUCACAAUCAGGGAUGAUCUCUCUGCAGACUGUCAAGAUUUCCUGAACAAGUGUUUUACUAUAAAUCCCAAAGAGCGUCCCAGCCUGGAGGAACUUCAGCGUCACCCGUGGUUGACGUAA
Cololabis saira (Pacific saury) is the source of this 2079-nucleotide messenger RNA. Its product is annotated as serine/arginine repetitive matrix protein 1-like. The record is from RefSeq and is a predicted model, not a curated record. Gene Ontology annotation, biological process: negative regulation of apoptotic process; protein autophosphorylation; regulation of mitotic cell cycle. Lineage: Eukaryota; Metazoa; Chordata; Actinopteri; Beloniformes; Belonidae. The coding region runs from base 1 to 2079 and encodes 692 amino acids. Gene Ontology annotation, cellular component: cytoplasm. The transcript has a single exon. Gene Ontology annotation, molecular function: ATP binding; protein serine/threonine kinase activity.